This is a messenger RNA of Suillus subalutaceus, 3345 nucleotides long. RefSeq lists its product as uncharacterized. Bases 1 to 3339 code for a protein of 1112 amino acids. The record is from RefSeq and is a predicted model, not a curated record. Gene Ontology annotation, molecular function: cysteine-type peptidase activity. The transcript is spliced from 14 exons. Gene Ontology annotation, biological process: proteolysis. NCBI's taxonomy places the organism in Eukaryota, Fungi, Basidiomycota, Agaricomycetes, Boletales, Suillaceae.
AUGGUUGACAUGAAAGCCUUAGAUGAUGCUAUUCUUAUUAUUCCUAUCAGAAUCUGUCUGUCUCAUCAUUCCUUGAAUUCCCACUCCCGUCAGCUUCGAUUACGACUGCUCCAACAUUGUGUGAAUACUUUGACACUGACCCCCCCGCCUGAGGACACCUCAUAUCUCGAUUAUCUCUGCACGCAGCCGCUUCCCCGGCUUGCAGUUCUGCACCAGCUCCUAGAAGGGGUGCAACGUGCAAGAUUAGAUGGUAGCCGGUCUAUUGUAUAUGCUCAUGCCGACAUCAAUCAAUCUUUUCCAUUCUGGAUUCUGACGUUUUGGCGCCAAGCGUAUACUCUCCUUGACAUCCAAAACAAAUGGCGACAGGCAGAAGCCUUCCUUACCAAACGCCAAUCCAAUCCAGUGGCCUCUAUCUUCCAUCUUGCCUUGAGCAGGUUAUCUUGGUCAGGCUCCACGAAAGGUUUCUGUGACUGGUCACCCAUUCAUGACCUUGCAGAUUUCGCAUCGCAGAAAUGGCUGACCGAUACAAAUCUGAAUAUGAUGUUGGACAUUGUAUAUGGAGAUAAGGAUGUAGCAUCGAAGCAUACCUUCAAAACUGCAUAUUUUGUGCCGUUACUAUUACUCGCACAUGAUGAGCGUGCCGAGAAAGAUUAUUUGACCUUGCAGGAGGCAAAACCUUUUCGCAGUGCCACCGAGCAGUUGUUCAAGGGACACUACAAAAGCCUUGGUAUCCCUUGCCAUAUCCACGAGAACCAUUGGACUGCAGUUCUGAUCAAUGCGGAGGACCAGAAAGUCCUCUAUGGAGACUCAUUUGGCGCAGCUAUUCCAAAUAACCUGAAGGCAGCCAUUGAUUGGUGGCUCUCGCACCAUUCACCAACUCCCUUGACAUGGGAUGAUCUACAGAUUUCCUGCCAGGAGGAUACGCACUCCUGUGGUGUCUUAGCUGUCAAUGCCCUCGCUCAUUUCGUCCAACCAACGAAGUUCCCUCUAUUAUCAUCUUCUGACACAGAUAUUGCGCGUUUGCAUUACGGAAAUGCCAUCAUCGAGCAUCAUGUCAUGUCAUCACAAUUGCCAUCACUACCACCAACAUCUGCGUCCACAUCCAUUACACCACUUUCAUCUACUAUACCAUCACCACCAGUGUCUGCAUCUGUGGUGUCUGUUCUGCCUACUAUACUACCCCACGAGUCCAUUGCACUGAUAUUCAAGCUCAAGAAGAAGCGAAGUCAUGUGGACAUGCUUGAUGAUGAUUCCGACACCGCAGAACCUCAGUUCAGGGGGCAAUUAGUAGAUAUUGAGCUGAAGAAGUGGAAAAAUACCAAUGGUAAAACAGUUGGCCGACCACGUACUAAUGUGCUUGAAAAGGUGACAAGGCAGUGUCACAAGCUCGGCAAGCCAAAAAAGCAACGGUAUCGAUGUCUCGGGGAGAACUGCAGAUACAGUUUAGCUGCCCCUGCCAACCGGAAAUGUCUGUUGAAACACGCAGCUUCAUGCCACCGGCUACCUGUUACCCUCCGUCGUGAAGUCACUGAGCUCCUAGCCAGCAAGAGCUUAGGAGCACAAAUAGAGAAGCUGGAAGUGGCUAGAGGGGAGGACUUGCAAAGCACGAAUCCAUUGCUGGAGGCUUAUCAGGAUGCAGAGAUGACUACGGCCAGUGUUGUUGGUGUUGUUGAACACUUGAAGUCAAGGCUCGAAGUGGAGUGUAGCAAGAUGGGACGUGAAUACCUCAAAGCACAGCUAGACCUUGCGAUUGUCAAGCUCAUAUGCGCAGCUGCAAUUCCCCCAACACUUGUCAACUAUGUUGAAUGGAAAGAGAUCUUCCUGAUUGCAAACAAAGCAUACCAUCCAUCCAGUGGCACCCUAAUUGCUGACAAACAUAUCCCUGGCGAAGCUGCUCGUGUUCGGAUACUGAGCAUCAAGUUCCUCAAGACACGAUUCAACCUCACCAUUUCAUAUGAUGGCAGUACAACAAAGCGACCACAAUCUGCAUACACGGUCCAUUUUACUGCUCCAGACGGCCGUAGCUUUCUCAUCGAGGGCGAAGAAUCAUUGGACACCUCACACAUGGCUGUCAAGACACUGAUUCCUAUGUCGGAUGCAUGUCAUCACCUCAACCUUGUUUGCAAGGACAUCGCGAAGCUUCCAAUGUUCAAAGAUAUGAUCUCUCAACUUCGUUCCCUCGUGACAUACUUCCGCAAGUCGACCCGAGCAUAUGAUGCACUCGAAUGUGAAUCAAAGGAAUUGGCAAAACAUGCUUUGCCACUAUCUGCGCUGCCGCUAUCUCUGUUCAGCGCUGCCUCCCAGCAUUGCAAGAAAGCAGACUUAGCAAGCAUAAUCAAGUCUGGAAGCCAUCGUGGAUUGAACUUCGAACUAGGCCUUGCCCAUUUCAUUGAUGUUCAGGGCCCAAUUUCAAAGGCUAUUACAAAUCUGGCCGAUGUGUACAAAUAUUGGUUGGCCAUUUGCGGAUGCAUCAAACAGAUAUUUGAGGAUUUGUCGAGUGGUUUUAAUGUUGAAGAGAUGGGUCAAAUUUAUGCUAUCGUCAAUUCCCGCUUUCGUUAUGUUCGCAGUGCAAUCCUAUAUAACCCGCUCUCUCUCAAAAUCAAGUUGUGCCAGAUAUCCUCACAUCACCAACUUACAUCUGAGUUUUCAAGUACCCUCAAAAUUGUCGUUGAAGCCGAGUUCAAAUCCCAGCACAACCCCACUCUCAAAGGAAAAAUGGCUGCUGAUGUUCGUGAAGCUUUUGUGCGCCAGUUUGAGCGCUAUGUAAAAGGACAGUACCCUUUCGAUGUGAUGGUGGAUGCUGGUCAGGGCAUCCUCUCAUACUGGACUCACUUAAUGAAGAUACCUGAAGGUUACAUACUCGUGUGUAUCGCAGAAAAACUUUAUUCAAUCAAGCCCUCAUCUAUACCCGAGGAACAAACAAUGAACCGUCAACAUGUCCGGACACUGGUGGACAUGACUCAGAUUCGACAAUGGCAUAUGUAUGAUCCAAAGAAAAUGGUCAAAAGACGGCACCCAGACAUUUCAUUCAGCAAUCUCGACUCCAUCAUUUCAACAGGGCCCAAAGAACCAGCUGCUCAUCAAAGCCACGAGCCCACUGGCAGCUAUCUAUCUGUGGGCAUAGAUGAGGAGGAAGAAAUUCUCAAAGACAAAAAGGACACAUGGCUCGAUGAGAAGCUAGCAGCCGAACCAGCGCAGGAUUCAGCCUUCGACAUCGAAGUAGAUGCAAACAUUUGUGCACCAAUUGUCACCAAAGCAUUGUCUGAUGAAUGCAAGGAAAGUCCUAUCAACGGCCUGGGUGGUGAUGCUACUGAGGAUGAUGCUGACCUAGAGGACUAGGACACU